Messenger RNA from Lates calcarifer (barramundi perch), 5774 nucleotides. It is a transcript of the gene syncrip, whose product is annotated as synaptotagmin binding, cytoplasmic RNA interacting protein. The coding region runs from base 166 to 2067 and encodes 633 amino acids. The record is from RefSeq and is a predicted model, not a curated record. Gene Ontology annotation, cellular component: CRD-mediated mRNA stability complex; nucleus; ribonucleoprotein complex. Gene Ontology annotation, molecular function: mRNA 5'-UTR binding. NCBI's taxonomy places the organism in Eukaryota, Metazoa, Chordata, Actinopteri, Centropomidae. The transcript has 10 exons. Gene Ontology annotation, biological process: CRD-mediated mRNA stabilization.
UACAUGCGGGCGAGAAGCAGAGAUCGCGACGUUACGUAGCCGCCAUUUUGUUUCACCGGGAGUAAAGAAACCAACCUCAAAAGCACCGGCGUGAAUAUUUUCCUUUAUUUGAAGCACUUUCAACACGGCGGAUCAGCACCGUGCACCCGAGUUUAGAUUCGCACGAUGUCUGGAGACAUGGCCACAGAUCAUGUAAACGGGAAUGGUACGGAGGAACCAAUGGACACUACAGCGGCGGUGACCCACUCAGAACAUUUCCCGGCUUUACUGGAAGCUGGUUUACCUCAGAAAGUUGCUGAGAAGCUAGAUGAACUUUACGUAGCAGGCCUGGUAGCACAUAGUGACCUAGACGAAAGGGCUAUUGAAGCUUUGAAAGAAUUCAAUGAAGAGGGAGCCCUGCAAGUUCUGGUCCAGUUCAAAGAGAGUGAUCUGUCACACGUGCAAAACAAAAGUGCCUUUCUCUGUGGGGUAAUGAAGACGUACAGGCAGAGGGAAAAACAAGGGACUAAAGUUUCAGAUUCUACUAAAGGACCAGACGAGGCUAAAAUCAAAGAACUCCUGGACAGAACCAACUACACACUUGACGUAACAACAGGCCAGCGAAAGUAUGGCGGCCCCCCACCAGAGUCGGUGUACUCAGGCGCACAACCCACAGUUGGAACAGAGAUAUUUGUUGGGAAGAUUCCCCGUGACUUGUUCGAAGAUGAGCUGGUUCCUCUCUUUGAGAAGGCUGGGCCUAUCUGGGACCUCAGGCUAAUGAUGGACCCACUGAGUGGCCUGAACAGGGGCUACGCCUUCGUCACGUUCUGUACUAAAGAAGCAGCCCAGGAGGCGGUGAAACUGUGUAAUAAUCAUGAGAUUCGCCCUGGCAAGCACAUCGGGGUGUGUAUAUCUGUCGCCAACAACAGGCUAUUUGUUGGCUCCAUUCCCAAGAGUAAAACAAAAGAGCAGAUUGUUGAAGAGUUUGCUAAAGUCACAGAGGGCCUCAGUGACGUCAUACUGUACCAUCAACCUGACGACAAAAAGAAGAACAGAGGCUUCUGCUUCCUCGAGUAUGAAGACCACAAAACGGCUGCCCAGGCCCGUCGCCGGCUAAUGAGCGGGAAGGUGAAGGUUUGGGGCAAUGUGGUGACAGUGGAGUGGGCAGAUCCCAUCGAAGACCCCGACCCAGAAGUCAUGGCCAAAGUGAAGGUUUUAUUUGUGCGAAAUCUUGCCAAUGGUGUCACAGAGGAGAUCCUGGAGAAGUCCUUCAGUCAGUUUGGAAAACUGGAGCGAGUCAAGAAGCUCAAAGACUAUGCUUUCAUUCACUUUGAGGAGAGGGAUGGUGCAGUGAAGGCAUUGGAAGAAAUGAACGGGAAGGAGCUGGAGGGAGAGCCCAUAGAGAUUGUUUUCGCCAAACCACCAGAUCAGAAAAGGAAAGAACGUAAAGCUCAGAGACAAGCAGCCAAAACACAAAUGUAUGAUGACUAUUACUACUACCCUCCCCCUCCCCACAUGCCUCCGCCUGUCAGAGGCCGGGGCAGAGGCGGAAACCGGGGCGGCUACUCGUACCCCCCUGACUACUACGGUUAUGAGGACUACUAUGACUAUUAUGGCUAUGACUAUCACAACUACCGCGGCGGCUAUGAUGACCCCUACUACGGCUACGACGACUUCCAGGCCCCAGGCCGAGGGCGCGGUGGUAACAGGGGCGCCCGGGGAGGAGCCUCUCCAGCCAGGGGACGUGGCGGCGCCGGUGCACCCAGGGGCAGGGCCAACUUCUCCCAGCGUGGCGGGCCGGGACCAGGCCGCGGCGGGCGAGGCGCAAGAGGAGGCGUGCAGCCGAGAGGGCGAGGAGGGGUACGUGGUGCGCGGGGUGGCCGCGGUGGAAAUGUAGGAGGAAAGCGCAAAGCUGAUGGGUACAACCAGCCAGAUUCCAAGCGUCGCCAGACCAAUAAUCAGAACUGGGGCUCUCAACCCAUUGCUCAGCAACCGCUCCAAGGUGGUGAUCAUUCUGGUAACUAUUCUGGUUACAAAUCUGACAACCAGGAAUUUUAUCAGGAUUCUUUUGGGCAACAGUGGAAGUAAACCAGUAGGGCUUUGAUAACAAAAUACGUGUUUAUUGUUUUUGUUUUUGUCUUUUUAUUUAGAGACUUGAUCUGAUUGGCCCUCAAUCCCAUACGGUUGCCUGCAUUUUUUCCUCAAAAUUGGUGACAUCUGGCAAGAUAUCUUUUUGUACAUAUUUUAAUAAUCCGCUUGGACUCAAACAGUAGUCACACUCCCACCUGUUUCUGGCGAACUGGUUUCUUUUUUUUCCCCGUUUGGUUUUUUUUCUUUUCUUUCUUUUUUUAAGAUGGUCGUUUAAAAGAUUUUCCAUAACAAAGUUUGAAAAAAAUUUUUAGAUGCAAAUAUGUGCUCGAGCUGUCUAUUUGGCUAUAGCUUUAUGUAUGUUUUUAGAAAUUCUGGUUUCCAUGUUUUAAGUAGCUAACAGCAACAAAGCAUAUGUCUCCUAAACAUGUAUUUAAAACAAAUGAAAAUACAAUUUGUAUUGUCACAAAGUAAUGCGUGUCUUGUUAUUGAAAAGAAAAAAAAAAAGGACCAUCGUAGUCCUAUUUUUUGGCUUUACAUUUUGGCUUGUAUUCUUUGCUGUUUGUCUGCUUUAAUAAACAUACACGCACACGUGUACAAAACUUCAAAUUGUGUUGCAAAUUCAUGUUUCGGCAAAUUCUCUUUUCAAAUUGCCUUCAAAUUUUAAGGCUCCUUGUGGAAGAAAAUGGACUAAAGGUUUGCCAAUGUUGGCCACAUGCUACAGUGUCACCUUGCAUGCCAUCAAAUUCCAAAUCACCUACUUCUAUAGUUGGCAUCUCUCAAGUGCUCUGUAUGUGUAGUGACAUACUUCAUCCUUAUGAGUUCCUCUCAUGUCCAAAAACAUAAACGUCUCACAAAUUGGUGUCCUAAAUUCACUGUCAAUGCAGCAUCAAGAAUAAGCCCCACCCCCAAGUCUGUCAUACAAGUCCCUUUUGUUACUGGUGGGGGGAAUAAAAGCACAAUUUGAUUUAUAUUAAUUUCAGAGUGAAGCUUUUCCUUGUCCCAGAAGGAUCUUCCUAGCUGUUGAAGGCCUGGAUACUAAUCUUGCAUGUUUAUCUGGAGGUUUGAUUUUGUGCUACUGUGUUAGAUGACUGCCACGCAUGACUCGCUUGUAGUGUUUUUUUUUGUUGUUGUUCUGUUUGCUUUUAUAGAUGCAAUGGCUGCUCUUAACCCUCACCCUCUUCCCUUCUCUCUGCUUGUCUAAAUGUGUCCACGUUUCACCUGCUGCACCUCAAAUCAGUUUCAGUUUUAGAAUUCAGACCAGGCCGAUUCUCUGCUCGUCGUCCUCUUUAAGGCAUUGACAUGUGCAUGUUACGUCAGAGGGCGUGCAAGUCUGUGAGAAUGCUUUGUCUUCUGAUGUGUGUAAAUUCAUGUUUUACUUGUUACACACUUCUCCCUCUGCAGUUAAUACUGAGAGUGAGUGUGUGAGCGUGAGGGACACAGAACAAGUAGAUGUGUGUAGAUGUAAUACGAUCCUGUUUUCCAUUCUCUAAUUGCUUCCUUUUGUUACCUGACUAGCAGGGAAAAGGGGUCGAGGCCGGUCCUGAUGUGUCGCUAUGAAGACUGACCAGUGUAUGGCGUCACACACUGCAGGCUGCCAGUGGAUGGAAUGGUAAGGUCACCUGACUCAGUGGUCCAGUGGUAUUCUUCCAGCCUUUUUAAGGAGCAGAUCUCCUGAAACUGCCACGUUUGAAGAUAAUCAGAAGAGCAAAACUUGAGCUUGCUUUUUUUUUUUUUUUUAAGCAUUGACUUUUAAGUUUAAGUUUUGACGCCUACUGAGUGUGAGUUAAUGAUGGACAUCCUUCUGGAAAAGUCUUAGCACUUUUUGUUUUUAAGUUUGGAGUGGUUUAGUGGAACUUGAUGCUUUUUUUUGUUCUGUUUUGUUUCUUUGAGUUCUUUAACUACAUCUUUACGAUGGACUAGAGGUGAUAAUCUAUGAUUAUCAGGUAGCAUUGAGGUGCGAUCACCCGCCGUUGAAGGUCGGGCAUUCCAGGAAAACAGUUCUCUCAGAACUAAAGCCACCGAGGGUUCGUUAACUACCUCAGUUUCGAGGACUUGCCUGCUCUGUUUCAUUUUGUACUUGAGGAAACUGAGGCAGGGUUCACCCCCCCACCCCACCCCACCCCACCCGCUCCCCUUCCCCUUCCCCAUCCCAGCCCUCCACCUCAGAGAUAUGCACAGGCAACAACAACAGAGCACUUAAUGAAUUCUAGUUCUCAGUUGAGACUUGACGUAGGCUGCAGCUACUGUGGACAUGUAGCUGGUCCUCCUGAAAUGAGCCUGAACAAGCCUUGCUGUUUUUCUAAAUGAACUGAGCGAUGAUGAUGAUGAUGAUGAUGAUGAUAAUGAUGUAGUUGAUGGACAGAAAUUGUUUUGUAGCUUUAUUUUUUUCUUUGUAAAAUCUUGGAAACCACAGUCAUCCUUUGUCUUCCAUGAUGGGAAAACUUGUCUUAAUUGUUGUUUUGCUUUGCAAAGUGAUGUCUCAGGCUUUCUGCCCUGCACUAACGUCUGUGUCUGAGCACUGACAUCCAGUGAAGCUGCCUUUUUUUAUUUAGAGUCUCUGAGCAGGUCUGGAAGAAAAUUAACUCACUUCCAUGUCCUGAAAAGUUUCAACGUGGCUCAGAGAGUUUUCAGCGCAGAAGCAUGGUUACACAUUUCACAUUGUACGUCACUGUAGACUGAUUAUCAUGCUAUUUAUGUGGUUGUGACAGAUUUUCCUGUAAACUGGUGUCAAUUCAUGUCUUUUCACCAUUAGUGUACACGUUUUACUGGAGAUGAAAGAACUUAAAGGAGCAGAUCUGACCUGAAACACAUUUAGGGAUGUGACAUUUUGGGUGAGUCUGAAAAACCUUGUACAUUUUAGCUAAUAAGUCAUUUAAAAAAUGACCUUGAAUGUGAAAUAAUCAGUUUGAUAUUUAAAGGAUCAGUCUGGUGUUAUUCUGUAUUUGUUUAAACAGCAGCUCAAUGUAAAUCAGGAGGAAAUAGUUCAUCUGCUGGGGACUAUUUUCAGCAGCGGAUUAAUCCAUGUUUGGUGUUGUAGGGAGUAUUUGUGAGGACGGAGUCAAAAACUACAGUUUUAUUGACUAGAAAAAUAUAGAAUAUCAUCAGACUUGUCCUUUAAAUGAUGUCAGAUAUUUACUGUCAGGUUUUGGUGUUGCAGUGAUUGUUAGAGCUCAUCAGUAAUCACACAGAAGAAUUCAAUCACACAGAUCAGUUUCUGUCUUCACAUAAUGUAAAUGAAUCCAUUAGAUUCUCUUUUCUGGGGUUGGCAGAAUGUCAUUUGUAGGAAGCUUUUUCUUGAUCACAUGAACCUGCUGUGGUUUUUUAUGGUGGAUUUCUCCUUUAAGCUCUUUUUAAACAUCAGUAGUUUGUAGUUGUCUUUUUGCUUUUUUGUGACGUUUGCCAUGAAAACACAGUGUGACUGACUCAUGUUUAGUGUUCUUCCAGUUCAGAAAGGAUUGUGCAGCUUGUUGUUUUUCUCUCUUUUUACCCAGUUUGUGAAAAAGAGCCAGAUUAGUUUUCUUUUUUUCAUACUAGUAUUGACUCUGUUGGAAAACCAAUUUAAAGGGUCAAGAAUGAUUUUUUUUUUGUUUUGUUUUUUUGUUUUUUUUGCUAACAAGUGUGUUUGCAUUCUUGCAAAUGAAUUGUUUUAUACUGUACAGUGAGGUGAGUUAAACCUAUUUUUCUAAUAAAGUUAUUGACUUUGA